UGGAAUAAGAGCUGCCUUAUAAACAGCACUGCGAACUUCUUCAGUGAUGAAAAGACCAGGAUAGAUUUUAUCCUUGUAUGGGAAUCAGAUGGUGAGAAUCCAGAGGGCCAGAAAGAAGAGAAUUAUAAUCCAAAAUCCAAACAAAAGAGAACAAUUGAAAUUCACAAUGAAUGGCGGGAGAAAUUUCUGCAUAACCUCCAAAUGAAGGGGAUCAGAACUGAAAAGCAUGCAGCCCAACAUACAAAGAAAGUGGUCCACUUUAUAUUGUUGAAUGCUCCCUGGAGUGUGCUAUGUUAUUAUGCUGAGGACCUCAGGCUGAGAGUCCCCUUGCAGGCUAUGCCCAUUGAACCUGAAAUCAACUGGUCUCACAGGAUUCUAAUGAAAGUGGGCAUCCCUAAUUUACUCUAUGAUGACGUUCCUGACAUUCCCUUGGAUAACUACACCUGUCAUUUUAAAGCAAACAAGUUACCCUCGUUCCGUGGAAGUGAUAACCAUGAGACCUUCUUCAGUAGUACACAACGGCAUAGAAUACUAUAUGAGAUCCUGUCCACUGUAUCAUAUGGUAAUCCAAAGGCAGGGCAGAUUGGAAUAGAAAGGUUGCUGAAUGACGAAGUCUUCACAGCUGCAUUUCCACUACAUGACGGCCCAUACAAGAUGUCAUCAGAGGAAGAGCCCUCUAAUCAGAGGCAGAUUCUUUUCCAUUAUUGGGCCCAGUGGAGUAAGUGGAAGAAAUAUCAGCCUUUGAGUCAUAUCCGCAGGUACUUUGGAGAGAAGAUUGCUCUCUACUUUGCCUGGCUUG
Messenger RNA from Thamnophis sirtalis, 799 nucleotides. Lineage: Eukaryota; Metazoa; Chordata; Lepidosauria; Squamata; Natricidae. The record is from RefSeq and is a predicted model, not a curated record.